AUGCCACCCAAGAAAAGCGCACCCAAGCCGGCUGCGGCAUCAGCUGCGACGGCAAAGGGUAAACGGGCCACAUCUACUACAACUACUACGACGAAGGCAGCUACGAAAGCAACUACAAAGGCAACCACCAGAACAACAACGAAAGCGAAUAAGACAACCGCCACGACCACUACUGCUCGCAAAGUUCCAAUUGACAAGCGAGAGACCCCUUCGAAGCCCAAGAAGACCACCAAGAGACAACCCGUGAAAUCCACCACAGCUACCAAAGGUGGAACAGUCGACAACCUUGCAAGCAAGAAGCAUGAAGCUGAGCCUGCGAGACGUGAGAAGCGGAAAGCAGAAGUUAUCGAUGAAGCUCCUGCUCGCGAUUUGAAGAAAGCUCGUGUUGCUAAACCCCGGGUUACUAAACUGAAGCCGAAGGUGGUCAUCAACCAUGCGCCAACCACUCGAUUAAAUGUCUAUGUGUGCGGUGAAGGCAGCUCAGGCGAGUUGGGGCUAGGAUCUGCUAAGAAUGCAGUUGAUGUGAAGCGGCCUCGGUUGAAUGCCAACUUGCCAGCGGACCGUGUCGGUGCUGUCCAGGUCGCUGUUGGUGGCAUGCAUUGCGUUGCGCUUACGUAUGACAACAGGAUCCUUACAUGGGGCGUCAACGAUCAAGGAGCCCUUGGCAGAGAUACUGCUUGGGAUGGUGGGUACAAAGAUAUCGACGAAGCCAACAAUGGGUCAGACUCGGAAUCCGAUGAUGACAUUGCUCUAAACCCCUACGAAUCAACUCCCACCGCUAUUCCGUCAGAGGCUUUCCCGAAAGACACCGUCUUCGUUCAAGUCGCUGCUGGCGACAGCUCAAGCUUUGCCCUUACAGAUGAUGGUCAAGUUUAUGGUUGGGGAACAUUCAGAAGCAAUGAUGGUAUCUUAGGUUUUGAUGCCGCCAAUAAAGUCCAACAUACGCCUAGUCUGAUACCGUCUUUGAAGAAAAUCAAACACCUGGCAUGUGGCGAUAAUCACGUCUUAGCACUGAAUGAUAAAGGUGCUGUGUUAUCAUGGGGUUCGGGUCAGCAAAACCAACUGGGCCGUCGUAUCAUUGAGCGAAACAGGCUGAACGGUCUGCAGCCGCGCGAGUUUGGCCUGCCGAAGAAUAUUGUGCAUAUUGGCUGUGGUGCUUUCCAUUCAUUCGCUGUUCAUCAGUCUGGAAAGGUUUACGCAUGGGGUCUGAACAGUUUCGGCGAAACGGGUAUCAGGGCUGGUGCCGGUGAUGACGAAGCUGCGAUUGUGCACCCCACCGUCGUGGAUUCGCUAUCUGGAAAAGCAGUCACACAAAUCUGCGGCGGCGCCCAUCAUUCGCUUGCUAUCGCUAAUGAUGGCGAGUGCCUUGUAUGGGGACGAUUGGAUGGCUACCAGACAGGUCUGAAAAUCGAUAGUCUAGCCGAGGAUGCGGUCAUCAAGGACGAGCGUGGGCGGCCUCGUAUCUUGAUAGAUCCCAAAGCUGUUCCUGGAGUCAAGGCCAUUGCUGUUGCAGCCGGUUCAGACCAUUCACUCGUCAUUGAUGUAGAGGGUCGUCCUUGGUCGUGGGGCUUUUCCGCCACCUAUCAAACGGGCCAAGGUACACCUGAUGACAUCGAAGUAGCGACUGUCAUCGAGAAUACUGCCGUUCGUGGUAAGAAGUUAAACUGGGCAGGUGGUGGUGGUCAAUUCUCUGUGUUCACAGAGCCUGCAGCAUUAGCAUAA
Molecule: messenger RNA, 1722 nt
Organism: Aspergillus niger
Lineage: Eukaryota; Fungi; Ascomycota; Eurotiomycetes; Eurotiales; Aspergillaceae
Exons: 2
Coding region: 1-1722 (573 amino acids)
Cellular component (GO): cytoplasm
Molecular function (GO): guanyl-nucleotide exchange factor activity
Source: RefSeq, a predicted model, not a curated record